Parus major (Great Tit) is the source of this 979-nucleotide messenger RNA. It is a transcript of the gene SGTA, whose product is annotated as small glutamine rich tetratricopeptide repeat containing alpha. Gene Ontology annotation, biological process: post-translational protein targeting to endoplasmic reticulum membrane. Gene Ontology annotation, cellular component: TRC complex; membrane. The transcript is spliced from 4 exons. NCBI's taxonomy places the organism in Eukaryota, Metazoa, Chordata, Aves, Passeriformes, Paridae. Gene Ontology annotation, molecular function: molecular adaptor activity; protein binding. The record is from RefSeq and is a predicted model, not a curated record. The annotation marks the transcript as partial.
UAUCCUGAUUUUUCUUAUCCAGUGGCCAUCCAGUGCCUGGAAACAGCGUUUGGGGUCUCCAUGGAAGAUCAAAGCCUGGCUGUGUCCCAGACCCUUCCUGAAAUAUUUGAAGCUGUGGCAGGGAAGGAGCUGGAACAUUCCAGAACGAACUCGGAGCCCGUGACGCCCUCGGAAGAUGACGUGGCCGAGGCUGAAAGGCUCAAGACAGAAGGUAACGAGCCCUGGGCUUUGGAUAACGAGGAUUUGUUAAUUAGGAAGGGAUCUGCAUUCCCUGGCAGCUGGGGAAUGCUUGGAAUGGGACGAGGGAAAACUGGGAAUGUUUUCUGUUCUGUUUCUAUUUCUCGCUCUGCUUUGGGUCUCCUGAGGUUUUGGUGCUGGAGGAUUUUGGAUCCCAGUGGGAUUUUUAUCCCAAAACUCCUGUGGGGUGUGGAGCAUCCAUCCCUCCUGCUCCCUCCUGCAGGGCUCUUUCCUGGGAAAAACAGGGAUGGGCGGGAGGAGGAUUUUGUGCUGAUCCUCAGGGAAUUCCUGGAUAAAGCAGAUUUUGAUCUGGGCUGGGACGGGAUUUCCCUGCUUGAGCUGGGAAUUUUUUUGGCUGGGAAUUUUGGGAAUUUUUUAAGCUGGGAAUUUUGGCUGGGAAUUUCCUCCAGGGGGAUGAAAUCUCACUCCCAGCAACCUCCCCAUGUCAAACCCCAAAACCCCAAACUCCCAAACCCAAUUUCCCCACUCCAAAAUCAGAGAAAGAAAAGGAACGAUCCCAACCCAAAGGAAUUUUCCCAGCCGGGAGGACCCGGGGUGGGGGUGGGGAAUUCCCUUGGGACAUCCCAGCUCCUUCAGCAUUCCCAAAUUCCCGAUUUUCCGCCUUUUCCCAGAGCUGCUGCCUACAGCAAGCUGGGGAAUUACGCCGGAGCCGUGCGGGACUGCGAGCGAGCCAUCGGCAUCGACCCCGGCUACAGCAAAGCCUACGGCAGGAUGGGGUGAG